Messenger RNA from Paramormyrops kingsleyae, 4205 nucleotides. RefSeq names its product serine/threonine-protein kinase 24-like. Lineage: Eukaryota; Metazoa; Chordata; Actinopteri; Osteoglossiformes; Mormyridae. Gene Ontology annotation, biological process: protein phosphorylation; negative regulation of cell migration. The record is from RefSeq and is a predicted model, not a curated record. Gene Ontology annotation, molecular function: ATP binding; protein serine/threonine kinase activity. Gene Ontology annotation, cellular component: cytoplasm; Golgi apparatus.
ACAGUCCCCCAUACAUGAGAGAGUGUGCAGGACUUUUGUGGUGCUGGAAUAGCUGUACUCAGUGGUGCGGGCGUGUGAGAGAACACGGCUUUCCCAAGGUGCUGGCUUCUCUCCCAUCUCUGCUGUGGACCUUCCAGCCCAUAGUGGCCCCUCAAAAGCCCUUAACCUGCUUCACGUUGCGUAGACGCCUUUCAGCAGCAUUCUGGCUCGAGGCACCUCAUCAAGGAGCCUGAGAUCUAACCUGGCAAAUCCCUCCCACGCGUCACAUACCGGUGUGCAGGCUUGUGUGUCAGAUUCUUAGUUGGAGAUUAAACUGAAGGUUUAAACUUCAUUCAUAUUAUACUUGUGUAGCGUGAGAAAAUUAGCAGGAUGUUUGUGUGGCAUUAAUGCUCUUAAAUGCGUAUUUCAGCUGUGGGAGAAGUGGUACAUGUGUGUUUCCAUACUGAGCUAUUUAUGAAUCUGCUUGUUUAUUCCAGUCUGGCUGGAAUGUGUCUAGCUAAACAUAUCACCAAGACUUCGCAUUUAUGUGUGACUGGGGGGUUGUGUGUCAACUUUGAUUCCGCUGUGCUGCUUGUCUCCUGCAGGGGGUCGUGGAUAGUUUCUGUGGUAACUGGGGCACAGUGGCACCCUGUGAAGGACAGACUCCCUGUCAAGCUCUAGGCCGUGUCUGCCUCCCUCUGCAUUGUGCUUUUAGAUGGUGGCCCUCAAGGUCCUGGCAGUGGGGGAUUCCUGUGGUUUUUGGACGUCAGGCUCUCCGCAAGCAAGUGUUAGUUUAUAAACUAGAAAUGUUAAAAAUACGGCUGCACACAAUGUCCUAACUCGGCCCAGAUUAAAACUCACAACAUGGUUUCCUGUUAAUUGUUUACUUAUUGCAGCAGAGUCAGGUUGGUUGAGUUUUCUGCAGUGUUCCUUGCGGCGUGCUGAGAAUCUUAGGUGCUCUCCUUAUGCGGAUAAUCAGGCUUGAACUCGUAGGCGUGUGCUAAUUUUAGGGAACUUUUAAUUAAUUAGUUAUGUAGCAUGAAAUUGACAAAACUGCUCCCCCAAGCCUUGCAGGGCUGUGCAGUGCUUGCCUUUGCAAGGUCUUUAGGUAAACUCUUGAGCUGGGAGUAUUUAAUUCAUGUCUUUUGAGAAUCUAUUUCCAUAGAUGUUGUAGGAAAAGAACCUAAAAGCAGAUCCUGAACAGCUGUUUACUAAACUGGAGAAGAUUGGAAAGGGCUCAUUUGGGGAAGUCUUCAAAGGCAUCGACAAUCGAACUCAGAAAGUUGUGGCUAUUAAAAUCAUCGACCUUGAGGAGGCUGAGGAUGAAAUAGAAGACAUUCAGCAGGAGAUCACGGUGCUGAGCCAAUGUGACAGUCCUUUUGUAACCAAGUACUAUGGAUCAUAUCUAAAGGACACAAAAUUAUGGAUUAUCAUGGAAUAUUUAGGUGGGGGAUCAGCUCUGGACUUGCUUGAGCCUGGAGCCUUGGAUGAGACACAGAUAGCCACAAUCCUACGGGAGAUACUCAAGGGACUGGACUACCUGCACUCAGAAAAGAAAAUCCACAGAGAUAUUAAAGCUGCCAAUGUCCUGCUCUCCGAGCAAGGGGACGUGAAGCUGGCGGACUUCGGUGUGGCGGGUCAGCUGACAGACACGCAGAUCAAGAGGAACACAUUUGUGGGCACCCCAUUCUGGAUGGCGCCGGAGGUCAUCAAGCAGUCUGCGUACGAUUCCAAAGCAGACAUUUGGUCCUUAGGGAUCACGGCCAUCGAACUGGCCAAGGGCGAGCCGCCACACUCCGAACUGCACCCCAUGAAGGUGCUGUUCCUCAUCCCAAAGAACAACCCACCCACGCUGGAGGGGAACUACAGCAAGCCGUUCAAGGAGUUUGUGGAGGCCUGUUUGAACAAGGAGCCCAGCUUUAGACCCACAGCCAAAGAACUCCUGAAGCACAAGCUGAUUGUGAGAUAUGCCAAGAAGACGUCCUACCUGUCCGAGCUCGUCGACAAGUACAAGCGGUGGAAGGCGGAGCGGUCCCAGGACGAGUCCAGCUCGGAGGAGUCUGACUCGGAGCAGGAUGGCCAGGCCUUGGGCAGCGACGGAUUGGCCGGCGACGACUGGAUCUUCAACACCAUCCGAGAGAAGGAUCCCAAGCGGCUGCAUAACGGGAUGGCCCAGUCUGAGGAGCUGCAGGAGACCCGGGUGGAAGACGCUCCAAGGAGGCCCUUAUCAGAGAGUUUGUCCGCGAUAGUGACUCCACUGUUUGAGGAGCUGAAGCAGAGCAGCGCAGCGGUCGGCCGGACGUUGGGCGCCGUGGACGAGCUGAGGGAUGCCGUCUUCCUCGCCGAGGAGUCCUGCCCUGGCAUUUUGGACAGCAUGGUGUCCCAGCUGGUGCAGAGACUUCAGAGGUUCUCUGUAACUGGGGCAGCAUCCUCAUCUCAGUGAGACCAGCGGGGGCCACCAGACAGACAUUGGACAGCCUGGGUGAGGUCCCCCCCCCGGAGGCCUGUUUGACUACUCAGCUGCUAGGAACCAACGUUCUUCCCAUCCUGUUUGUUUUGUCCUAGUGCACAUAUGAGAGAGGGGUGUAACCGGUGGGAUCAUUUUUAUUAUCCUUGUGGUGGGGAGUGAAGGGUCUUGCCAGUCUGUCUCCCCCCCCCCCUCCCGUCCCCACACCUACUGUAACAUACCUGUAAGUUGCAACGGAGUAUCUGUGCCCCUGAUCCAGUUGCCCCCCACACAUAAUAGUGUGAGAGGCGCAGCUGACGACAGAGAUCCCGACGUGGAGGCUUUCAGAAGCAGCAGUGUCUCCACAAGAGGGCGUUCCACAUGCGCGUGCCCAGUUCAAGGUCGGGUUCCACAUGCGCGUGCCCAGUUAAAGGUCGGGUUCCACAUACGCGUGCCCAGUUAAAGGUCGGGUUCCACACACGCAAGUGUGAAUUCUCAUACGUGUGUGUGUGUGUGUGUGUUGUACAUGCCUGAUCUCACACGUACAUGUGUAUAUGUCUAAGGAUCCUGUGUGCAUUGGGGAUUCCUCGCUUGGUGGGAUGAAGUGUUUUUUCAUAAGCUCAGGAAUCCUGCUUUAAGUGGACAGGUAGUUCCGCAGGGGUACAGGCGUGGUGCAUGGGGGUCCGCAAAAGGAGAUCACUGCACAAACAGCUGGCUCUUAGGAUAACUGCAGUCCUAAUAAAAAUGGCCACAGUUUUAAAAAGGGGGGAGAUAAAGCCUAAUCAUUAUCGAUGUAUGUUUGUUUUGUUUUUAAUAUAUAGAUAUAUAAUUUUUUUUUUAUUAUUAUUUUGAUCUGCUUCUUAUUUGAUAGCUAAAGGGUUUUACCAUCCACUGAAAAUCUGUGCCCUGUCUCCAGAUGGGAUGAUGAUGAUGAUGAUGAUGACCAUCGUUUAUUUGGGGUUGUCCCUGGGCAUUAGAGGGCAGGUGGUGGCAGGUUGAUGUUGUCAGAGCGUCACCCUGUACGAUCCCAGGAAGGCAGUGUGACACCCCUAGCUUCUGCUGGCCCAGGGGAGUCGUUCUGAUUUUCCAACCUGGCUUCCCUGCCCCGCAGCGCUCCCCACAGGCCUCACUGUGCCAGUGCAGCGCCCAAGUCUUCCAGCUGCACCUUGCAGUGGUGCCGGCACCUGCUAUCCAGCAGCCUGAUUUGCACUCUCACUGUACAGACUGACUGCCAGCAGCCUACAUUAGCUGUUAAAUCCUCAGAUGGGGACACUGCAGGAUUUGCACAGGUGUGUGUACGUGAGGCUUUUUAAAAAUUAUUCUCCUUAAGCAGCAGUUUGACUUUAAAAAUGUGGAGAAUGUGUAUUCAUUCUGAACAAUGGGGGGAAAUCAGCCACAUUUAAAUUCCUGUCCUUUGUGGGCUCUCCAGCAGAACCAGGCCAUCCACUGGAUUUGGUUCUGACCCUGUCAUCCACUGACUCCUCAGUGGUUUUUAAGUGCCAUGUCACCAGCCCCCCUGGUAUAUCACAUCCUGCUUGUUUCCAUUUCUCAGUUGCACUUUGUCAAAUGUCUAUUAUUAGUAUUUAAUGAUUUAAAGGUACCAGAGGUCUUGUCAUUUCUUACAGUUGCUACUGUACCUUUGCAAGUAUGGCAAUAAUGCAGUGAGUGCACUGGAUGUUCUUCAGGACCAUUAUGUUGUAUGAAAUCAAAAUCCAAUAUUUUUCUAACUAUAAAGAGUAAGUAUUGUAGUACAGAAUAAAUUUUAAAACCUGAUUAUAAA